Nematostella vectensis (starlet sea anemone) is the source of this 1418-nucleotide messenger RNA. RefSeq names its product ras-like protein 1. Gene Ontology annotation, biological process: signal transduction. The transcript is spliced from 4 exons. The record is from RefSeq and is a predicted model, not a curated record. Bases 380 to 1171 code for a protein of 263 amino acids. NCBI's taxonomy places the organism in Eukaryota, Metazoa, Cnidaria, Anthozoa, Actiniaria, Edwardsiidae. Gene Ontology annotation, cellular component: plasma membrane. Gene Ontology annotation, molecular function: GTP binding; GTPase activity; GDP binding.
UGAGAUAAACUCUCAACCCACAUUAAUUGAGAAUCAAUUAAAUACUCGUUCUUGUCUAGCCGUCCUCGGUUAUCGAGUUUAAUCAACACAGACUAGAGACUUCUAACACGAGAUUCAAGCACCUAUGAGAGAUCGUUCUUGUAUCUUCGCCGCGAUCCAACCUUGCUUUUUAUUCCUUCCUCUCUCUUGUAUCCUUUGUUAUUGGAUAAGUACAAUAUCCGGGAUGUUCCUAGCCGCCGCAGUGUCAAGCGCCUUCCUAAUUUGCGUACAUACGUAUUAAAUUUCUAAAAACAGAUCGGGUCCAUUAGGUUCAUUUGGAGGCCGUGUGUGGUUCGUUAGCGGUGUUCCUUGUGUGUUGUAAAGACGACGGCGAAAAAAAAUGGAAGAUCACGUCUACAGAAUAGCGCUUCUGGGAGACGAAGGAGUCGGCAAAACAGCUCUUUUGGUGCGAUUCCUGUGCCAUAGAUUUUUGGGCGAGUACGACCCCACUAUAGAGGAUAAAUAUCGCAAAAGCAUUAACAUUGAUGACGUCACUGUUACCUUGGAAAUACUUGACACAGCAUCCCGGGGACAAAACAGCUGCAAGUUGCGUGAUCAAUUCGUUCGAGAAGGCGACGGAUUUAUAGUGGUUUAUUCCACAGCAGACAGGAGUACAUUCGCUAACCUGCACCGCUACAGAGACAUGAUGAAACUAUCACGUGACACCAAUCUUCCCUCUAACCGCACACGUGACACAAGACCUGACUCGUGCCCAGGCUUAAACGAGCAGACACAUGAUGGAUUAUCAAAAGACGCAAUAUCUGUACUUGUUAUUGGUAAUAAAUCCGAUCUGAUUGGCGAGCGUGAUGUCACGAGGGACGAGGGGCAGCGAUUGGCUGAGACCUAUGGAUGGUUAUUUGCCGAGGCGUCGGCUUUAGAGUACGAGGCUGCCGACGCUUGCAUCGCCGACCUGGUACGAGAUAUGAUGGCGAAGAGAUCGAUGCGAAACCACAGGCAUUCCGUGCCUUCUCAACCCGUCAGCAUCGCCAAGGGAGAAUCCAAGCACGCAUGGAAGAGAAGAAGACAUUCGCUGAUCAACCUGUUUAGCUCCCGCGGGCGCAACACAUUAAGACGAGGGUCAUGUGAUGCCUCUCAGCUGCCAAUCAGUGAAGAUGGACAUACUGGGAACUAAUAAAACUGGACUAUCUUCAAAAUAUUGAAAGUUGUGACCGUUUCAGUACAUGAUUUAGCAAACAUAUUUAUUUUUACUUACAUGUUAUCUUAUAUACGCAGGGGCUAGUCUAAAGAAAAACGCAGGGUGGGGGCCAGAGAAGUGAUUCACUGAGCACGGUCAAAUCAGCAUUAACACUGGUAAUAGGCCACUAGUUCCAUCAUUUUCUAUAGAAAUGCACAAAAAUUAAAAAUCUUCCAACUACCAA